GGAGGGGCUUUGCAAGCAGUCGGAUCACAAUGGGACAGUUGGAAGACACGAUGCGGGCCAAGCUCACAAAGCGGUUCCAGCCCGAGCAGCUGCGCAUCACGAACGACUCGGCUGCUCACGCCGGUCACGCUGCAAUGCGAGCGCCGGGCGCUGCUACGGGUGAGACGCACUUCACCGUCGAGAUUGUCAGCGAUGAGUUCGAUGGCAAGGUGGGCACGCAACGCUUCAGCGCAUCGGCGCCAUCUAGCUGAUCACUGGGGAGGCAGCGCCAGAUGCAGCGGCAUCGGCUCGUCUAUGAGGCACUCUCCGAUGAGCUCAAGGCGGG
Molecule: messenger RNA, 325 nt
Organism: Mixia osmundae IAM 14324
Lineage: Eukaryota; Fungi; Basidiomycota; Mixiomycetes; Mixiales; Mixiaceae
Exons: 2
Coding region: 30-251 (73 amino acids)
Source: RefSeq, a predicted model, not a curated record